This is a messenger RNA of Podarcis raffonei (Aeolian wall lizard), 1443 nucleotides long. RefSeq names its product E3 ubiquitin-protein ligase RNF4-like. NCBI's taxonomy places the organism in Eukaryota, Metazoa, Chordata, Lepidosauria, Squamata, Lacertidae. Gene Ontology annotation, biological process: positive regulation of transcription by RNA polymerase II. Bases 15 to 875 code for a protein of 286 amino acids. Gene Ontology annotation, molecular function: transcription factor binding. The transcript has a single exon. The record is from RefSeq and is a predicted model, not a curated record.
CAUCCCUGUGCAUCAUGAGUUCAACUAGUACAGAAUGUAAGGCAACCAAGGACAGGAAAAGCAAGAGGGGCAGUCACAACACCUCAGCAAGACCUCGUAAUGCUCUGGACAAGAUGAUGGGGGGAACUGCUUCUGAACCCUGUACCCCCUCCUCUUCCUCCUCCUCCUCCUCUUUGCCUUCUACUUCCUCCCUGGCCUUACCUUUACAAAGUGCCCUUGCUGGCUCCCCUCCUAAUGCAGGCCCGAGUUUUAUGGAACAAACUACUCCUUUAAGUGAUAGCAAAGGAACUGAGCAGCAGGACAUUCAGAGAAAGUACUGUGGAGGCAAGACUCACUCUAUGCAAACUUGUAAUCAAAGGAAAAUAGCUGCUGCAGCUGCACAAGUAGAGCCACUCAGACUUGAUGAUAGAAGUGUUGAUGAGGAAGUACCGGUAGUUGACCUCACUUGCGAAACUUCAGAACCUAUAGUUGUUGAUCUUACACAUAACGAUUCUGUUGUGGUUGUUGGAGAGAGUAGACAGCAGCCCAAUAGAGAGUUCAGACGUCAACCAUUGUCUGACAGUCUUAUAUUAAGUAGUGAUGAUGAUGAUGAUGAUAGCGGGCACACAGAGAGUGAUGCUCUUGCCACUAGAGAGCUGCCCAGAGAAGUGGGAAGGAAGGAAUUUGCAAGUUCAAGAUCCUCAGGCACUGUGUGUUGUCCAAUUUGCAUAGAGAGCUAUGCAGAGAUUGUGCAAAGCGGACGGCUUAUAGUGUCAACAAAAUGUGGCCACAUCUUCUGUAGUCUGUGCCUCAGCAAUGCUCUUGGGCAUGCAAACUUUUGCCCAACUUGUAGAAGGGAACUCACUCAAAAAGAGUAUCAUCCAAUUUAUAUAUGAAGACCUGGGUGUUCCUGAACACAGUCUAAUGCGGCCUUCAUAAACAUGAGUGAACUCCAAAGAACACACAAAGUAUAUGUGACUUAUAUAUGACAGUUAGCAAUUUCACUUUUUUCCAGUUGACCUCCUUAUGGUCCAGUUGUACCGUUUAAGCUUCAUUUUGCUUUAAGGUUUUUGCAGCUCACAUUUUUUGAGGUCUGUAGAAGUUUGAAGAACAGCUUGAAGGAUAUAUCUGCUGUUGCUACGUUGCUUUGUGCAGAUAUCUCAUUUCAGUUCUUCUAGUUCUAUUGCUGCUUUGAGAAAAGAUUGUUAUGUAGUGAACUCAUUUAUUCAAGACUAGGCCAUUCAUAGUCAUCUAUGAUAAUACAACCUGCAGCUUCUUUUUGCAAUUUGCCUUGUAAAAAACUAAAGCCAGUCUGUUCCAUAUCUACUUGUUUUCUAGUGGCAAACAUCUCUUUCUGUUGAUGUCGCCCCAAUAAAGUUCCAUGAUCUCAUAAACAGAUCAAGAUUUAUAAAAGACUGUGUCUCAUUUCUAACAUUGCAUGCAUAAAUGAUUUAUUACAAAUAA